UUAGGGCAGCGCUUCGGCCGGCCCCGCGGCGGGGAAUCCGCAAUGGGUGUGCGAGCGAUGCAGCGGUGGACGGGCUCCGCGGUUCGGCUCUGGCUACUGCUUUUUCUCUGCCUGCCCGCGAUUCAUGGCCGCCAGAAGGAGUCAGGCUCAAAAUGGAAAGUACUUAUUGACCAAAUUAACAGGUCUUUGGAGAAUUAUGAACCCUGUUCAAGUCAGAAUUGCAGCUGCUAUCAUGGUGUCAUAGAAGAGGAUCUGACUCCUUUCCGAGGAGGUAUCUCCAGGAAGAUGAUGGCAGAGGUGGUCAGACGGAAACUAGGGACCCACUAUCAGAUCAUUAAGAACAGAUUAUACCGAGAGAAUGAUUGCAUGUUCCCCUCAAGGUGUAGUGGGGUUGAACACUUUAUUUUGGAAGUUAUUGGGCGCCUCCCUGACAUGGAGAUGGUGAUCAAUGUACGAGAUUAUCCUCAGGUUCCUAAGUGGAUGGAGCCUACCAUCCCAGUCUUCUCCUUCAGUAAGACAUCAGAAUACCAUGAUAUCAUGUAUCCUGCUUGGACAUUUUGGGAAGGAGGACCUGCUGUGUGGCCAAUUUAUCCUACAGGUCUUGGACGGUGGGACCUCUUCAGAGAAGAUCUGGUAAGGUCAGCCGCUCAGUGGCCAUGGAAUAAGAAAAAUUCUACAGCAUAUUUCCGAGGAUCAAGGACAAGUCCAGAACGGGAUCCUCUCAUUCUUCUAUCUCGGAAAAAUCCAAAACUUGUUGAUGCAGAAUACACCAAAAACCAGGCCUGGAAAUCUAUGAAAGAUACCUUGGGAAAACCAGCUGCUAAGGAUGUCCAUCUUGUGGAUCACUGCAAAUACAAGUAUCUGUUUAAUUUUCGAGGUGUAGCUGCAAGUUUCCGGUUCAAACACCUCUUCCUGUGUGGUUCACUUGUUUUCCAUGUUGGUGACCAGUGGCUAGAAUUCUUCUACCCACAACUGAAACCCUGGGUUCACUAUAUCCCAGUCAAAACGGAUCUCUCCAAUGUCCAGGAGCUGUUACAGUUUGUGAAAGCAAAUGAUGAUAUUGCUCAGGAAAUUGCUGAAAGGGGAAGCCAGUUUAUCAUGAAUCACUUGCAGAUGGAUGACAUCACCUGUUACUGGGAAAACCUCUUGAAUGAUUACUCCAAAUUUCUGUCCUAUAAUGUAACAAGAAGAAAAGGCUAUGAUCAGAUUAGUCCCAGAAUUUUGAAAACUGAACUGUAGUAGUUCUUAUAGGACCAGCAUCUUAUGGCAGCAGAUACCCUGUGGUAAGAAGCUUACUUGGAGCACCUUUUAUCAAGCCAAGCAUCUGGUUUUCCUUAUCAUGCUGCACCAGAGCUACUCUUAAAAAAGAAAGUGGAUGUAAUGCACAGAUAACUAGUUCAACUCUUUGUCUGAAUAAGGAGCAGAGAUGAUGAGUUAUAGAUUGUGAACACCUUCUACCUUUCAUUUACUUAACCAAUCACAGCUUGUGCCUCAGAUCACCAUCAGAUUACUUGUAUGUAUGUGUUCACAGUGAAACUGGCUGUAUCAUGUGAUAAUGCUCUUUGCUCCAGCAUUUAGAGCAGAAAACCUGUCAUUUGGAAUUGGUACAGCUCAUUACCACAAACCUGAAGUUAAUGCUAGGCUUGAUUGCCAUUGUUUUAUUUCAAUGUAGAAACCCCUGUGGGGUUUGUGAAAAAUACCUAGGGAUUGCUUCCUGGAAGGUGUAAAGAAGCAGUGGCUGUGCCAUGUAGUGAUGUAGGAGUUGUCUUUUGGAAAAAUAUAAACUUUGGUACUCAGGAGGUUUUUAUAAUACCACAUUGAAAGGACCCAAUUGCACAAGUAAUUACUGCAGCUGAUUUCAGGCUCCUAUUUUGUGCCUUCAUGCUGUUGUUCCUUUUAUUGUCUCUCUAAAGGAUAAAAGGAAAAAGG
This is a messenger RNA of Perognathus longimembris pacificus (Pacific pocket mouse), 1929 nucleotides long. It is a transcript of the gene Poglut1, whose product is annotated as protein O-glucosyltransferase 1. The transcript has 11 exons. NCBI's taxonomy places the organism in Eukaryota, Metazoa, Chordata, Mammalia, Rodentia, Heteromyidae. Gene Ontology annotation, biological process: protein O-linked glycosylation; positive regulation of Notch signaling pathway. Bases 43 to 1239 code for a protein of 398 amino acids. Gene Ontology annotation, molecular function: UDP-glucosyltransferase activity; UDP-xylosyltransferase activity. The record is from RefSeq and is a predicted model, not a curated record. Gene Ontology annotation, cellular component: endomembrane system.